CCGGCCUUUUUAUUUAUUACGAAAUCAAUUGUUAGAACUAAUAAAAUAACUUUAAUGAUGAUCCAGCAGCAGCGCCAACGCAUUGAGUCCGCCGUGACGGAGAUGAUCGACGACAUGGACAAGACACACCUUCGCAAAAUGCAGAACGAAAUGCACCUGUGUGCGGCGAAAUGCUGCCAAGAUGACACCUCCAGCGUAGACAGUGUACAGCGAUGUGUGGACCGCUGCUCGACUCCCAUGACACGGGCCCAGAACUAUGUCCAGCACGAGCUUGGCGAAUUUCAGGGCAGGCUGCAGCGUUGCGUCAUGCAAUGUAACGAUGAUGUCAAAGUUAAAAUGCCCCCUAGUCCCAGUGAGGAACAAAUCGCCAAGUACACGGAUCAGUUCGAGCGCUGUGCCAUCCAAUGUGUGGACAAGCAUGUGGGUCUCAUACCCAGCAUGAUGAAAACUAUGAAGAAAGUUCUGUCCAAGGGACCUGAGGCCAUACCACAAGUUUAAGUCGCUAGGAGCUGGUUGCAUUUAUUACAUUUCCUAUUACUAGUUGUUGAGUUUUUUACAAUUGACUAAAUAUUAUAGUGUCUAUAAAUUCAAAAAUUUUA
Messenger RNA from Drosophila persimilis, 599 nucleotides. RefSeq names its product protein FAM136A. The record is from RefSeq and is a predicted model, not a curated record. Gene Ontology annotation, cellular component: cytoplasm. NCBI's taxonomy places the organism in Eukaryota, Metazoa, Arthropoda, Insecta, Diptera, Drosophilidae. Bases 55 to 498 code for a protein of 147 amino acids. The transcript is spliced from 3 exons.